Molecule: messenger RNA, 870 nt
Organism: Torulaspora globosa
Lineage: Eukaryota; Fungi; Ascomycota; Saccharomycetes; Saccharomycetales; Saccharomycetaceae
Gene: CSL4
Product: exosome non-catalytic core subunit CSL4
Exons: 1
Coding region: 1-870 (289 amino acids)
Biological process (GO): RNA processing
Cellular component (GO): nuclear exosome (RNase complex); cytoplasm
Molecular function (GO): RNA binding
Source: RefSeq, a predicted model, not a curated record
AUGAGCUCUGUUUCACCAGAUGAACUUCCCGUAGAAGUUCCAGAAAAGGUUUUUCCCGGACAGCUCAUAUGCCCAGAAUUCGGCGUGAAGCAGCAAGCGAAGAACGACAUAGUAUACAAGUUUGUGAGCGGUCAAGGGACACAGUUUCAAGAAUACCAGUACGAGGGAAGCAAGAUAAAGGCUAUAGUCUCAACCCUGGUUGGAAAUGUUGCAUUCAAAGCUGUUCAAUCGCCACGUAGCGAUAAUGACGAGGACUCAUCGGCCGACAAGCGACUGCUAGAGAUUGAUACUCGCAAUAGGACAGUUGUCACUAUCGAAGUCUCAGUGUUGCAGAAGAAUAGUAAAUUUGAAGACAGGAAUGUGAACGAUGAUUUCGCAAACAACCUUCCGAAGGAGGGAGAUAUUGUAUUAACGAGAGUGACAAAAAUAUCCCAACAGAGAGCUAAUGUAGAGAUCUUGGCAGUCGAAAACCAGCCUGUCCCUAUAGAUAGCGGCGUCGGAAGCAAUGGAUCAGGAAUAGUAGCAGCACAAGGAGGUUCGGGAGCAGCUACGUUUUCGAUAAGUCAAGCUUCCUCUGAUCUCGGAGAGACCUUCAGAGGACUUAUUCGUUCUCAAGAUGUGAGGGCCACAGAAAGGGAUACAGUCAAAAUAAUAGAUUGUUUCAAGCCUGGCGACAUAGUGCGGGCGCAAGUCUUGUCGUUGGGUGAUGGUACUAAUUAUUACUUAUCCACUGCAAGGAACGAUCUUGGCGUAGUUUUUGCGAGAGCAUUCAACGGCUGUGGCGGAUUGAUGUAUGCGGUGGACUGGCAGACAAUGGCCGCUCCAAGUACUGGUACGACGGAGAAGCGUAAAUGUGCGAGACCUUUCUGA